This is a messenger RNA of Topomyia yanbarensis, 3143 nucleotides long. Its product is annotated as dehydrogenase/reductase SDR family member on chromosome X. The record is from RefSeq and is a predicted model, not a curated record. NCBI's taxonomy places the organism in Eukaryota, Metazoa, Arthropoda, Insecta, Diptera, Culicidae. The coding region runs from base 1595 to 2686 and encodes 363 amino acids. The transcript is spliced from 7 exons.
UUCCAAAGCUUAACAGGCCUCAUAUUUACCGUAACACAUGGUGUUUGUGUUUUUCAUAUUCUGUAGCAAAGUUGGCGUGAAUAUUAUAGCAAGGCAGUGUGCUUGGUAGCUUGGCAAGGAUUAGGUGGCUUUUAGAUCCUGACUAAUUGAGUGUUUGGUGUUAUAAAGGGAAACUUAUAGCUUAGAAUUCCCGUGAAUCUGUCAAACUUUGAUAGCGGAUUGAUGGAUUGGACAAUUUUACGGAUGACUAAAACAAUAUUAUUUACAACUAUUAUUAGAAGAGGAAUUUUCGGUUGAAUCAAUAUUGCGUUUUCUAAUAUAAUAGGCGUAUCGCAACUAUUCUGCAUAAUCAACAUAUAAAUGUUUGAAAAAUAAGCAAAUACUGAUGCGAUUAGUAUGUUUUAUAGAACAACUUUAUUUAUCUGUGUGCUUGGAAAAGUAGUUUUAGGACAAUGAUGAAAUGAUUAAAAUUAAAUGGUAUUAUCAUAUAUGGGUCACGUUUUCUGUUAAAAUCAUAAGAUAUUUAAUAUUUACAUUAUCACACAAUGGGCGCGAGCAGUGCAAGCUUUAAAAUUACAUAUUUGCUGCCAUCUCGUUGAAAUCGUCGAAAACUGCCCGUUCCGAGUUUUAGCGUAACACCCUGUAACAGCGUAACAGUAGAAAAACCAGUGUGCUUUGAUUAGGAACGACUCUGUGUAGGUUUGUUUGUUGAUCCAACUGUCAGAAGCAUUUGUUUAUACCGCAACUAGUGAGCGGCAAUGAAAAGUAAAAAAUAGCAGUAGUUUAGUGUGAAGUUAGUGCAGAGACAGCGAAUGUGUUUUUCCAAGGGGGAACUGUUCAAUAAAGAUUACUGAAAGUUUCAAAGUGUCGUUCCGAUUUUUGAUAAUAAUCCAUUAACUGCGACACAAACCGGCCACGCAUCGUAAAACCGCCUAAUCGCCAGUAACACAUUCACAUCGACCAUCAGCGACGAACCUGACUGGAUUACCACUCACCACACCACCACGACGACGAGCGACCGCCGCCACUUGGUUUACCAAACAAGCAGAACCCACAUCGGUCGUGACCGCCAAACCGGAGGCGAAAUGAGCAGCCGAAAAAAAUCGUAGAUAGAUCGACGUCGUCAUCGCCGUACUCAGUUCCACCUCAGCAGCUCCAGCGUAGAUAUCUACCAACACAUUUCAGCCGAAAACAAAAAAAAAAACACUCCAAAGCACGUCUUGCGAGCGGUGAACGAAACGAAUAACGAGAAGAAUGAGUGAAAUGCGCUGACUCGCCGUGUGCCGAAAACUGCCUUCCCGUAGAUCGCCUCCAUCACAACGUUGCUGAGUUUCAUCCGUGGCGGUUCGUGGCGAUCGCGGUUUAUUUACACCCGGGCAGAGAGAGAGAGCGAAAACGUGGAAGAAAGUGUGAUCGCGGUUGUGUGCUUAUGCUGACCAAAUCAUUUUUUUGGGUUAACUCACCGUUAUAACAGUUUCAUUUCCGGAAUUUGAAUUGCAAGUGACCGACCAGCAACCGCUCGAAAGGUUUAGGUCGAAAUUGUGUGCAUUGAUAGUGUGAAUCUGGGAUAAGUUAACAACACUCGAUCGGAACCAUGGCGUGGCUAAUAGGUGCCGGGAUCGUGCUUGUGCUUCUGUUCUGUAUCUUCUACUUCAUGAAGUCUUCGAAGGAAAUGCCCAAGAAUUUCUCCCAGCUUGUGUCGGAGAUAAAAGUGCAACAGUGCGGUUUCCUUGGAAUCGUGGAGGACAUUGUGCUGCGGGGUGCAAACAAAGUCGAUCUCUACAAGCAACCGGGAAAAAUUGCCCUCGUUACCGGUGGAAACCGCGGCAUCGGGUUGCGCAUCGUGAAAAAACUCGUCGAAUGCGACAUCGAGGUGAUACUAGGUGUCCGCAAUCCGGAGAGUUCUAAAAAAGCCGUCGAAGAGUAUCUGGAGCAGGGCAAGGUGAUGGCCGGAGCCAAGCUGCACUACGAAAAGCUUGACAUCGGCAGUAUGAAAUCGGUGCGCGAUUUCGCGGCCAGAGUUCAGUCAAAGUUUGACAAAAUUCACAUCCUCAUCAAUAAUGCCGGUGUGAUGGGUGUCCCCUACAAGCUGACCGACGAUGGGCUGGAGUCUCAUAUGGCAAUCAACUACUACGGUCACUUUUUGCUGACCCAUCUGCUGCUGCCACAGUUGCGUGCCGCCGGAACCAAGGAAUGCCGGGCACGAAUCGUUAACGUGUCGUCGUGCGUCAACAAAAUCGGAGAUAUCAACUAUGGUGACAUCAAUAGGACCAAAGACUACUACCCCGCGGAUGCGUACAACCAGAGCAAACUGGUCCAGGUGCUAUUCGCGAAGCACACCAACCUGCAGUUCGAGGAGGACAACGAUCUGGUGCAGGCCCACUCGGUGCAUCCGGGCGUCGUGAAUACGGAUCUGUUUGAACAUUCCAGCACCACCUACAUUCCGUGGGUGCGGCAGAUGUUGUUCAAGAGCCCCGAGCAAGGAUCCCGUACCAUCGUGUAUGCCGCUAUCGCACCGGAACUGGAGGGCAAAGGGGGUACCUACCUGAGCAACUGUCGAGUGAUGACUUGUCAUCGCUUCUGGAAGAACUCGGUCCAGUGCGACAAGCUGUUCCGCUUCACCUGUGAUACGCUAGGGAUUAAGGACUUUUUCCACAAGGAAUCAACCGGAAAAGUAGUGUUAUAAAUGGCAACUUUUUUCCGACACCGUAUUUUUUUCUGGGACUCACUAGUGCAUUUAGGUUAAGAGGCAUCACAAGCACUGUCAUCACACUGUGCAGGUUACAUUAUUUUUCGUUAGACGUUGAAUUCUAAUUUUUAUCUUUACGGUCGGUCGCUUCCAAGCAUCGUCGUGAGAAAAAGGUGAAAAGAAAGUCACAUCACUGCAACUGAAAACUGCAACCAGACUCCAUUAGCAUAGUGCAAGUACUCGAGCUAGGGGAGGGUAUCAGUCUCACUGAGACGGCGAUGAAGCACUCGGAGGAAGCAAUCGAGUUUCGGAUUAUGAUAAUACAUUCCAGCGUUCUUUUUUUUCACCUACCUUUAAUCCGUUCCAUUUUGCUCCGUCCUCGUUUGUAGUUGAUAAGCUGGCAGGAAUUUAUUCAAUACGAGUAAUAAAGGUGCAUAUAAACGGUACUAGUUUA